Molecule: messenger RNA, 954 nt
Organism: Pimephales promelas (fathead minnow)
Lineage: Eukaryota; Metazoa; Chordata; Actinopteri; Cypriniformes; Leuciscidae
Source: RefSeq, a predicted model, not a curated record
UUCUGUGAGUCACAGUCACACAGACGUAUGAAUAAAAAACACUAUAAUUCGAAAUGGCAUUUGAUGAGAAACGAUAUGAGAUAUCUGACAGUAACCUCGGAAUUAAUCUCGUGAGAAAAAGCAACGAUAUCGAUCCAUAUGAUGAUGAUCCAGAUGUUUUAAGAGCUGAAUUAUCCUGUGGUCACGUCACUGGUCCAUAUACACUGACUGAAUACUGCAGAAUACUGCUGAUGGAUGGUAAAGCCGAGCUGAGAUGUCCUUUGUGUAGUGAACAAUGGUCUUACACUGAAGUCCGUAAAUUAGCCAAACUUACACCAGAAGAACAGCAAUACUUUGAAGAAACACUUGCUAAGAAUGCUACCAGAAAGAUAGUAGACAUCAAGAAUUGUCCUGGUUGCGACUGGUUGAUUGAGAGAUCAGACUCGUCUAAUCUCAGUGUGCAAUGCACCGUUUGCUCCGCAAAUAAGGGCAAAACCUUUGAGUUCUGCUGGCAGUGUCUGAGAGAGUGGAAAGGUCAUCAGCCUCGAUCUGAUAGAUGUGACAAUGACGGCUGCAGCAACAGAGAUCUGGAUCUACUGAGAGAUUGUGAAACUAUUAUUUUAAAAGAUGCUGCGAAAAUUGAAUGUCCAGCGGUUCGUGCUUGUAUAACAUGUGGUUUGCUGAUUAACCACAACACAAACAAUUGUAAAUCUGUUACAUGCUCUAGAUGUCAUACAGUGUUUUGUUUUGUCUGUCUCAAGCUCAAACUUGAAUGUGGGAAGACAAGGGGUUACUAUCAACCCUGUUUAGAUGGUUUGGCUCCACGACAGACUUCAAUUCCGUUUUGGAGAGAUAAACAAUAAAUUACAAAUCUGUUUUGAGGUUAAGCAGACAAUAACUUUUGCCAUUUGAUAAUGCUAAUGACCUUCGAUAAUAUUUUUUAAGAAAAAAAGAAAUGUUUUUUGAUUGUAAAUG